Messenger RNA from Lachancea dasiensis, 792 nucleotides. Lineage: Eukaryota; Fungi; Ascomycota; Saccharomycetes; Saccharomycetales; Saccharomycetaceae. The record is from the annotation of a GenBank genome assembly.
AUGGCUAACUGUGUAUCAUUGUUCCUUGCAGCAUUUCUAUCAGCCUCCGCUGUCAUUUUAGCGUGUGUAGCCUGUGCUGGCUCAACCAAAAACUAUGAUCCCAUCAACAAGAUAUUCGAAGCUCAACUAGAUCUUUCCAAUUUAAGUGUCCCAGAAGUGUUGUCAAGCGUGAGUUCUUCGGUAACAUCAUUAGAUGACCUGGGGUUGCCGUCAUAUAUCAACAUGGGUCUGUGGUCCUACUGUCUCGCGGAUUCUUCGGGCGAAAUUUCAAACUGCACAUCCCCUUCAGGGAUUCAACAAUUCAAUCUUCAAGACUUGAUCUACGACAACAUCCAAAACAACCAAGUUGCUCAACUUCUGGACAGUGUCGCGCAAGUUGCGCUCCCUGACAAGCUACAGGACAAUAUCAAGUACUACAACAACUUGGUUAAAUGCACCUUCAUCACACUUCUUAUUGGUAUCGUGGUUAGCGGACUUAACUUUGGUACCAAUAUUCUCCGCUGGAUCCUGCAUUUCACGUUCGUCACCUGGGUAUGCCGCUUUCUGUCACUGGUAGGCUUUCUCAGCCUCACUGUUGCUGCAGGUACGAGUACCGGAACCUACGUCUACAUCAAAAAAGCGUUGGAUGAUAAUUACGAUUCGUACGGUAUUCGCAUGAACCUGGGCCGGAAUUUUUAUGCUCUGUUAUGGGCGAGUGUUGCCGCCGCAUUGCUGAAUUUGCUAUGCCUCUCGUUUGUGAGAAGAAGGCGCAAUGUCUACGUCACACCUGUCGAAGAGAAACCACUUAUAUAG